Messenger RNA from Dendronephthya gigantea, 3591 nucleotides. RefSeq lists its product as uncharacterized. The record is from RefSeq and is a predicted model, not a curated record. The transcript has 2 exons. The coding region runs from base 1 to 3591 and encodes 1196 amino acids. NCBI's taxonomy places the organism in Eukaryota, Metazoa, Cnidaria, Anthozoa, Malacalcyonacea, Nephtheidae.
AUGGAGGAGCUCACUCUGCAACAACGAAAGAAAGAGUUACAGCUGAGCGGAGAAAUAGCCGCUGCGAAGCUGAAAGAGACGUGUACGAGCAAGCCGAGGCCCAAGAGCUUAAGCAAUCGACCCUUCCUGCUAUUAGACGCUCGUACCGGAAGGUCAAAGAAUCCCUUCGCAACCGAACCCACAGGGGACAACCAACAUCAAAGUAUGGAAAAUACUCCCAAGAUCAAUUCGAGGCAGGACUUCGCCAGCAACUCAACAUCUACUCCACGUGACGAAUUGUUCCAACGAAUUGUUGAAAUACAAGACCAACAAAGUAACGCCCUCCAACAACUUAUCCGCCAACAGCAACAGGGUGUCUUAGCUUUGACUCUGCCCCAACCAAGUAUGCCAGUCUUCAGCGGAAACCCUGUCGACUAUUGCGAUUUCAUCCGCUCCUUCGAGCAUCUGAUCGAGUCGAAAACCACAAGCCCAAGUGCACGACUCUACUACCUUGUUCAACACACUAGCGGUUCUGUACAGGAACUCAUGAAAAGCUGUCUUUCGAUGAAAGAGGACGAAGGAUACGCAGAAGCUAGAAAACUCCUCAAAGAACGUUAUGGAAAGGAGUACCGGGUCGCCGCCGCCCACCUUCAACGGCUGGUCGACGGUCCACCAAUCAAGAGCGAAGACGCGAACGCCCUUCAGCAAUUCUCGAUACAAAUAACCAGUUGCACAAACACGCUGGAGAAGAUUGGAUACCUGCAUAAGCUAAAUAACUCGGAAAAUCUGAAAAAGAUAGUCGAACGCCUACCCUACGCGAUGAGAGUCAAAUGGCGAGACACAAGGGCUGCAAAUCAUCCAGUCUUCGGAAAGAUCGCCAUAGAGAAACCCAAGCCGCUCAAGCAGAACCAGAGGAAAUCACAAUAUGGAAAGGCUACAGGUUUCGCAACCCAAUCAACCUCACAAUCACCCAAAUGUCCACAGUGUGGCUCCAACCAUUGGCUGUCUCGCUGUGAUAAGUUUAAAAAACAAUCUCUAGAAGAGAGACAGAAGUUCGUCCGGGAAAAGAAACUUUGUAUUAACUGCUUGUCAACUGGUCACUACGUCCGCUCGUGCGAGAAAGAAAGUUUUUGUAAAGUUGAUGGAUGUGUCGGCAAGCAUUCAACCUUUCUUCACCCGAAAUUGCAACAGCCCCUGAACAACAAGAAAAACGACUCCAAACAGGAAGAGAAAAUUCCGGAGGAUCGUCGCUCUGAAGAUAAUCAUUCCGAAACACAAGGUAACAACGCCAACAAUGGUUACGUCAAGUCUAAGCCCGGUGGUAGUUCUCCAAUCACAGGCCUCGCAAUCGUACCUAUCGAAGUGAAAGCUAAAGGAAGCUCGAAGACGGUAAAAACUUACGCGUUCCUCGAUUCAGGCUCGAAUACCACCUUCUGCACCGAAAAAUUGCUUGAAGAACUCGAGACCCACGGUACAAAGACGAAGCUGUCAUUGACGACGAUGCAAGCCGAAAAUGUUCCGGAACAAUGUACAAUGGUUAGCCUGGAGAUCUCGGACCUCGCGGGCAACUCUGAAAUCAACCUCCCAACGGUGUAUUCAAGGCCGAACUUGCCAAUUCCGAAAGACGCCAUUGGAAGGCAAGAAGAUGUAAAUCGCUGGCCCUAUCUAACUGGAAUCAGAAUAAAUUCAAUCGACGCAGACAUUGGACUGCUUAUUGGUAGCGAUGUCCCGGAAGCUCUCCAACCUCGUGAAAUGCGACAAAGUCAGAACGGUGGUCCAUUCGCAACCCGAACGGCCCUUGGAUGGGUCCUGAAUGGUCCAUUAGGCAGAAACGGAACGAAGACUUCGACGGCGAACCUAGCUCAAGCUAAUCUAACCUUGGACGAAAAAUUCGAAAACCACUGCAACUACGAAUUUAAUGAUUACAAAUAUGAUACUAACCCAACAAUGUCUCAGAACGAUCGAAAGGCUCUCGGCAUCAUGGAAGAAUCGGUUAAGAUGGAAAAUGACCAUUACGAGAUCGCGCUCCCGUGGAAAAACUACCCACCAGACCUACCUAACAAUAAAACCCAAGCCGAACAUCGCUUACAAUUGCUGAAAAAACGACUAAACAACAAUCCCGAACUUCUUCGGAAAUACCGAGAUUUCAUGGAUAAACUAUUCGAGAAAGACUACGCGAGCGAAGCAAUCAACAAAGAAGAAGGAUCGUUAGGUACGCGCUGGUACCUCCCACAUCAUCCUGUCUUCCAUCCACAAAAACCAGAUAAAGUCAGAGUUGUUUUCGACUGUUCUGCGAAAUACGGCAACACCUCCCUUAACGACCGGCUCUUACAGGGGCCGGACCUAACCAACUCACUCGUCGGGGUGUUAACACGGUUCCGCGAAGAACCCAUUGCGUUCAUGUCCGACAUCGAAGCAAUGUUUCAUCAAGUCCGCGUUCGACCAAGCGACAGAGAUGCUCUACGAUUUCUGUGGUGGCCGAACGGCAAUCUCGAGAACCCUCCCGAAGAGUAUCAAAUGAACGUCCAUUUGUUCGGCGGUACUUCUAGCCCAAGUUGUGCGAAUUACGCACUGAAGAAAACGGCGAUGGACAAUGCAUCGCACUUCCACGACAAAACCAUCGAGACCGUCAAACGCAAUUUUUAUGUCGACGAUUGUUUGAAAUCAGUUCGCGACGAAGAAGAAGCAAUCAAACUUUCGAAGGAAUUACGCGAAUUACUAUCACUAGGAGGAUUUAAUCUCACGAAGUGGUUGUCCAAUUCUCGAAAGGUUAUUGAAUCCUUGCCGGAAGCAGAAAGAGCAGCUCAAGUCAAAGAUUUGGAUUUCGACAAGAUUCCAAUAGAAAGAGCGCUAGGCGUCAGGUGGAACGUGUCUUCAGACACGUUCGGCUUCGCAAUCGUGAUUAAGGAACGACCGGCAACGAGAAGAGGAAUACUUUCGAUCGUCAGUUCUAUUUACUACCCCCUCGGAUUCGUUGCUCCUUAUAUUCUCUCGGCAAAAUUGAUCUUACAAGAACUUUGUCGAUUAAAGCUCGACUGGGACGAGAAGAUUCCUGAUGAAAAUCUUAAACACUGGCAAGCAUGGCUACAUGAUCUACCUCAACUUGAAAAUUUAGCUGUCGAACGCUGCUUCAAACCAGCUACAAUGAAUGAGAUCAAAUCAACACAACUUCACCACUUCUCCGAUGCCUCGCAGCAAGGUUACGGAGCUGUGUCCUAUAUUAGAAUCGAAGACAUAUCGGGAAAUGUCAAAUGUUCGUUCGUGAUGGGAAAAUCCCGACUUGCGCCUAUGAAGCCAGUAACGAUACCCCGAAUGGAGUUAUCAGCGGCUGUAGUGUCUACGAAGCUCGACAAGAUUUCAAGAAAUGAAUUGAGCUUGCCUACCGAUCAAUCUUUCUUUUGGACUGACAGCACUUGCGUUUUGCGCUACAUUGAAAACACGACCAAGCGAUUUCAGACGUUUGUCGCAAAUCGAAUAGCGACAAUACAUGAUGCAUCGACCCCCAAGCAAUGGAAUUACGUGGACACUCGUUCAAAUCCUGCUGAUGACGCAUCAAGAGGCGUGCCGGCAGACUCUCUUGCGAUGGAUCAAGGGUCCCGAUUUCCUUACUAA